Molecule: messenger RNA, 2133 nt
Organism: Manihot esculenta (cassava)
Lineage: Eukaryota; Viridiplantae; Streptophyta; Magnoliopsida; Malpighiales; Euphorbiaceae
Product: O-glucosyltransferase rumi
Exons: 6
Coding region: 194-1705 (503 amino acids)
Source: RefSeq, a predicted model, not a curated record
GAAAAAGAAAAUCAAAACCACAAACGCAAAUGAUUAAACAGAGAUAAAAGCAAAACCAAUAGAAAAGGGGGAAACCCAAAAUCCCACUAAUCCAGGAAACCCAAAACCAAUGGGAAAAACAAAACGAUUUUUCAUACACAAUGCCUCGAAAACGCCACCCUGGUAAAAAAAUCUCAUCUCCUCCGCUCCGCCAAUGGGUGUUCCGCUGCGUGUCUCAGCCGCUCGCUCUCCCUCUUACUUCCUCCCUUUUCUCCUUGGCUUACUCUCUCUCACUGCCUUUUUCCUCUACCAGCUGGAUAGUUUGGUGUCGCGCACUAAAACAGUGGCAGGUCACAAUUUAGACCCAACACCUUGGCAUAUUUUCCCCACCAGAAAUUUCGAUGAAGAAACUCGUCAAGCUCGAGCUUACAAAAUCAUCCAAUGUUCAUAUUUUUCUUGCCGAUAUACCAAUACCACCGCUGCCGCUGCCGCUGCCGCUGCCUCCGCCACUCCCACUGGGCCCCGUCAUUCCAAGUCAUCCGCUCAAGAAUGCCCGGAAUUCUUCAGCUUUAUCCAUCGCGAUCUGGAGCCCUGGUCCCGUACGGGGAUAACGAAGAAGCAUAUAAUGGAGAGUCAGAAUUUUGCAGCUUUUAGGGUUGUGAUUUUUGGAGGAAGAUUGCAUUUGGAUAUUUAUUAUGCCUGUGUGCAAAGCCGGAUGAUGUUUACUAUAUGGGGAUUGUUGCAGCUCCUAGAAAGGUAUCCUGGGAUGGUUCCUGAUGUUGAUCUGAUGUUCGACUGUAUGGACAAGCCUAACAUUAACAAGACCGAACACAGCUCCAUGCCUCUGCCUCUAUUUCGAUAUUGCACGACUCAAAAUCACUUUGAUAUUCCUUUUCCUGAUUGGUCCUUCUGGGGCUGGCCAGAGAUAAAUAUAAGACCCUGGAAUGUGGAGUUCCCAGAUAUUAAACAAGUUUCUCAAUCUCAAAGAUGGUCCAGGAAAUGGCCACGUGCUUAUUGGAAAGGAAACCCAGAUGUCUUUUCUCCUGUUCGUACAGGGUUACUGCAAUGCAACCACUCUAGAAAGUGGGGGGCACAAAUUAUGCGACAGGAUUGGGAUGAAGCAGCAAGAGGUGGUUUUGAGACCUCCAAGCUAUCAAAUCAGUGCAAAUACAGGUACAAAAUCUAUGCUGAAGGAUUUGCAUGGUCUGUGAGCUUGAAAUAUAUUGUAUCUUGCGGUUCUCUUGCACUUAUAAUCUCCCCAGAAUAUGAAGAUUUCUUUAGUCGAGGACUUUUCCCUAAAAAGAACUAUUGGCCUAUCUCGUCUGUUAAGUUAUGCCAGUCUAUAAAGUUUGCUGUCGACUGGGGCAAUGCAAACCCAUCUGAGGCUCAAGCAAUCGGUAAAAAUGGGCAAGAUUUUAUGGAAAUCUUAAGUAUGGAUGGAGUGUACGAGUACAUGUUCCACCUCAUAACAGAGUACUCGAAGCUACAGGAUUUCAAACCUGUCCCACCAUCUUCUGCUCUUAAAGUAUGUAGGGAUUCUGUUCUUUGCUUUGCUGACGAGAAACAGAAGCAGUACCUUGAAAUGUCAACUGCCUUUCCUUCGCCAAGGCCACCAUGCACCCUCCAACCUGCCAAUAGAAAUCUCAUUAAAAGCUGGUUAGAACAGAAGCAAAGAGUAAUUGAGGAUGUGAGAGAAAUGGAGAAACAGAAGGUGUUGAACAGAUGAUGCAGAUGGCCAAGGUUAUAAGUUUUGUAUUUAUAUAAACGUUGCAACUUGCAGGUAUGGAGUUGCUUGUAAUUUAUGCAUUGGAAAUUAACUUUUGCAAAGGAAAAGCUUAAGCUGAGGAGCAAAAGUGGUUGCUUUUGCAUGCUCAAUGGUGAAUUUGUCAUCUCAAGGUUAUCAACUUGUAAACUUUGGUGCAGGGAAAGGCUCCUAUGUCAUUAAAAUAUUUGGGGAACUUAAAUGUCUUUUUAUUUAUUUAGGAAAAAUAUUGGAUGAUGAAUGGGAUUAUAGAAAUUUAAUGAUGAAAUAGGGUCAUCCGUGUUUGGCUUCCUAUAUCACUUGUAAAAUGUCAUUGUUCUGAAUUAAACGUAUGAUUGAAGGAGGAAAUAUCAGACAAGCACCCAUGAUUGUUGAAUCCGGUUGGCGUUGAA